GAAGACGAGACGGCAUGUUCAAAUAUCGUUACCGCUAACUGCAAAAUAGCUCCGGCAACAGCGUUUUCUUCAUUUCUGCUUUCAGGUGUUGCUACUUUGUACUGGGCAUCAAGCUCAAUUGCGAGAGGUCAUUUCCGAAGCUUUGAAACUGAAAGCUAGGGUUUUGGGCAAGAAAGAAGGGCAUGGAGGCUGCGGUCGUCGACGCUGGCUCAAAGCUCCUCAAAGCAGGAUUCGCUAUCCCUGAUCAGGCUCCUGCUAUGAUCAUUCCUACUCAGAUGAAACGCAUGCUUGAUGAUGGAUCAGUGACUGAUGAUUCAGUAACUGAGGAUGUUACCAUCGAUCCAAUUGUGAGAGGGUUUGUCAGAGAUUGGGAUGCAAUGGAGGAUUUGUUGCACCAUGUUUUAUAUACUGGCCUGGGAUGGGAAAUUGGCAAUGAAGGGCAAAUUCUAUUCACAGAUCCUCUUUGUACGCCAAAGGCUAAUAAAGAACAGUUAGUGCAACUAAUGUUUGAAACGUUCAACAUAUCAGGCUUUUAUGCCUCAGAACAAGCAGUGCUAUCACUGUAUGCUGUGGGACGUAUCUCAGGAUGCACUGUUGAUAUUGGUCAUGGAAAAAUAGAUAUUGCACCAGUAAUUGAGGGUGCUGUUCAUCACAUUGCCUCAAAAAGAUUUGAGUUUGGUGGCAUUGAUUUAACAAAUUUCUUGGCUCAAGAACUCGGCAAGUCAAAUCCAGCUGUAAGCAUCGGCUUGUCUGAGGUUGAGAAAAUAAAAGAGCAAUACUCAUGUUGUGCUGAAGAUGAAUUAGCUUAUCGGAAAAUCCAGGAUUCUUGUGUUCCGGAGAAACAUACCCUUCCUGAUGGACAGGUGAUAACCAUUGGGAGGGAAAGAUAUACUGUUGGUGAAGCUUUAUUCCAGCCAUCUCUAUUGGGUUUAGAGACACACGGAAUCGUUGAACAGCUUGUACGAACUAUUUCAACUGUGUCAUCGGAUAAUCACAGGCAACUGCUGGAAAAUACUGUGGUCUGUGGUGGCCCUUCUGCUAUGACUGGUUUUGAAGAAAGGUUUCAGAAGGAAGCUAACCUGACUUCAUCUGCUAUUCGACCCACUCUUGUUAAGCCUCCAGAAUAUAUGCCAGAAAAUUUAACCACAUAUUCUGCAUGGGUGGGAGGUGCCAUACUCGCCAAAGUAGUUUUCCCACAAAAUCAGCACGUAACUAAGGCGGACUACGAUGAAACCGGACCUUCCAUAGUUCACAGGAAAUGUUUCUGAUGGCAUGUGGUCGUGGUACAAUCUCUACAAAUGUGUAGGUUCUUCACACCAACUCUUUAUGUAGCAGGUGGUAGCAGACCCUGGAUUGACUCUGAAUUCUAUAUAUGCUAGAAGCCUUGAAGUCUAUUUGCUUCAGUUAUCCUAAAAAGAAGAAGAUAUUUAUGGAGCUCAAGGCAAGUAGGGGAUUAGAUGAUUUUGACAAAAUUUGUUGAACAAAAGCACAUGUUUGAUAUUUGUUGAUCGUGGAGUAAGGUUAUUCAGUGUAAAUUUUCUGAAUAUAAGGUCCUAGAUUUUAAUUUCCCAGCAGAUUGUUAA
Molecule: messenger RNA, 1583 nt
Organism: Neltuma alba
Lineage: Eukaryota; Viridiplantae; Streptophyta; Magnoliopsida; Fabales; Fabaceae
Product: actin-related protein 7
Exons: 7
Coding region: 183-1268 (361 amino acids)
Source: RefSeq, a predicted model, not a curated record